Dibothriocephalus latus is the source of this 177-nucleotide messenger RNA. Lineage: Eukaryota; Metazoa; Platyhelminthes; Cestoda; Diphyllobothriidea; Diphyllobothriidae. The record is from the annotation of a GenBank genome assembly.
UAUAUCAAUGAGGAACGUCUGCGGGAGCUGAUGACGACCAUGGGAGAUCGUUGGACUGACGACAAGGUGGAUGAACUCUUCCACGGCGCACCCAUCAAGGACGGUGAAUUCAACUACAGAGAAUUCACCAAGAUGAUUAUGCACGGCCAGGAUGACGAGGAACAGCCCAACGCAUAG